AUGGAUGCAAACAAUCCUCCUCGGAAGAAACGCUGGGGGCGAACGAAGCCAAGUCAUUCAAACCCUCAUUUGGUAGAGGAGAGAGGCAGGACGACAGCCAGUCCUGAUCCGUCAUCUCUCUCGCCUUCGAGGAAUGGGUCUCAUGAAAGACGUUCGGGGUCAGUUCUCAAGAUCUUUGGCAAAGUGACCAAGCGCUUCGCUCGAAGCGGUCGACAAUCUCCUAACCCUGAACGCACGGCUGCAAGUUCCAGCCUGCAGGACACCCAACCUGUUCAGUCAGCUAAGGAUCUCACCGCUCCCACUCUCGAACCAAAUUUUGGGCAGUCUUCCAAUUCAGAGAUUGCCGAACAUCUCGACCCGAAGGUUGUGCACGAUAAAAUCGCCAAUGCUGACAAAAGUCUCGCAGACGCCGGCCACGUCCCAACAAUACUCCAAGAUGCUUCUUCCGCGACCAACGACCUACCAUCUGUGUCUGAUGCGAUCGAUACGUUCUCUGUGUUGCUCAAACCCUUGAAGGCAUUCAACUCCAUCGCCAACACAAUUGCAGAUGUCCAUCCCUACGCGAAGGUGGCGCUGAGCAUCUUCACUUGCGCAUCCAAGAUGAUUCUCCAUCAGGCAGACCGUGAUGUCGCUGUUCGCCUUCUGCUCUCAAAGAUAUCUGAAGUCUAUACUUUCAUCACGGAGAAGGAGGAAUUGGCCAAGAUUGAAUCUAUGCUAUCAAUAUACGUGAAGAUAGCACAGCAGACACUGGUGUGCGCUGAUUUCAUCAGCCAUUACUCUGAGACGAAGAGUGCCUGGAUAAGACUUGGCAAGCACGUUAUCGGCGAAACGGACACCACGAUCCAGAACUACAACAAUGUCCUCGACAGUCUUAUGCAGCAAUUCCGAGACCGGGCGGUUUGUGAUACCGUUGUGAUGGUCCACCAUAUGGCUGAGGUUUUGGACCUCAUAGGCAUGGAGUACGCAACUGGCGCCGGAUUGAAUAAGUCUAAAUGUUGUUUGCCAAAUACUCGGCAAGACCUUCUGAAGGAUAUUCAGGACUGGAUCAGCAGCACCGAGGAGGGUGCUCCACGGAUCUUAUGGUUGUCUGGCACAGCAGGCAAGGGUAAAUCGGCCGUCGCCCAUACAAUAGCCAAGUGGUACAUGGAACGCGGCGGUCUUGGCUCAUUCUUCUGCUUCGAUCGUACUCGGCAAGCGGAUCGCCGUCAAGACAAAAUAUUUACGACCAUCGCAAGCGAUUUGGCGGACUGCAACCCUAUCUUGCGGCGAGCGUUGGCGCAGGCAGUUCGCGAUCACAACGGACUCAAGCGGACUGCAGAUAUCGCAAAACAAUGGCAGGAACUGAUUGUGGGACCGACAAAGAUAGCGUCAAACGCCAUCGCUGCACCCGUGCUGAUAGUCAUUGAUGCAUUGGACGAGAGCGGGGAAGCUAAUUCUCGGGAACAGAUUCUUCGUCUACUCGCUGGCAAAUUAAACACUUCCACUUCACAACUAUCCGACCUCCCAGCCAACUUCCGCAUUCUUCUCACUUCCCGUCCCCUCGAAGACAUUCACGACACUUUGCACGCCGAACCACAUGUUCGCCACGUUUCUUUGGAUGGUAUCUCGUCUGCAUCCACAGAACUCGACAUACAGCUUUAUAUCUCCCACAAGUUGAAAGACCUGCAUCACGUCUUCGACGAUGGGCACUUCAAGGCGCUUGCCCUAAAAUCCGACGGCCUGUUUGAAUGGGCUCGUCUCGCCUGCGAGUAUAUCAAGGGUACGAACAAAGUGGGCCUGGGUCCGGUGGGUCGUUGCAAAGCCGUGAUUACUGGAACGUCUGAAAAAGGAACGCGUCUGUUGGAUGAUAUUUAUACACGCAUCUUGAGAGAUAUCAUGCCGGAGGACGAGCGCGAGGAAGCUAUUCCGGUGUUUUGCUCGGUGAUGGGGCAAGUCCUUGCCUCGUUGGAACCACUUCCCAUGCAUGCGUUGACGGCUAUGCGGCUGCAUUUUCCAGAAGGGACUUGCGAUUACGAAAUGGACGAGGUCCUUGGGCCAUUGGGAUCCCUUUUGACCGGCACUUCGGAUUCCCAUACUCCCAUACGUCCCCUUCACGCAUCAUUCUACGACUUCCUCACAACCAAAUUGCGGAGUCAUGACUUCUGUGUUGAUGCAACAGCGGUGCAUGAAGAUCUUGCCUUCGCAACGCUUCGGAUCAUGGAAGACAGACUUCGCUUCAACAUCUGCUCCUUAGAGAAUUCGUACUUGCCCAACUCUUCCGUCCCCGAUUUGGAGAAACGAGUCAAAGAAUCCAUUCCAGCCGAGCUAUCAUACUCAUGUCGGUUUUGGGGCACUCAUGUUGGCUCUAUGUCCUUUGAAUCACCGCUCGCUAAGGAAGUCGAGGCUUUCUUCGAUGAAGAGCGCCUUCUUUGGUGGUUGGAAGCUCUGGCUCUGAUGAGAAGCCUCGGUGGCUCGACAGUGACCCUCUCAUCAAUUGCAGAUUGGUUUUCGGGUCAUGCCGAGUUGAAGCAUGUUAGUGACGCUAUCAGGGAUACCCUACGUUUUGUCCGCACUUCCGCACCCACCAUUAUACGCAGCACUCCCCAUUUAUACCUGUCCGCUCUACCAUUCGCUCCAACGCAGUCAAGAAUAUUUCGGAAGUUCGCCGCAAAGUUUCCUCACACCCCCCGCAUUGUCGCUGGCCACGUCGAAAAUUGGCCUCCGAUGGAAAAGAUAAUCCACGCGAAUCACGAGGUUUACUCGGUUGCAAUGUCACCAGACAGAAAACGCAUUGCAUGUGGUUUACACAAUGGAACGAUCCAGGUGUGGGAUACGGAGACUGGCGAGGCAUUGUGUGCCCCUCUUCAAGGCCACACUCACACUGUUGCGUCUGUCGCAUUCUCACCGGAUAGACAUCGCAUUGUUUCAGGUUCAGAGGACUACACAGUCCGGGUGUGGGAUGUAGCAACCGGCAAGGCAUUGGGUACCCUCCAAGGGCACACUGGCUGGGUUUAUUCCGUCGCAAUCUCGCGGGAUGGAAAUCGCAUAGUAUCGGGCUCAGAUGACAGGACGAUCAGAGUGUGGGAUAUGGAGACUUGCGAGGCAGUGGGCACCCCUCUCCGAGGACAUACCGACUACGUUCGCUCCGUCGCGAUCUCCCCAGAUGGUCAUCGCAUCGUCUCUGGUUCAGAUGACACGAUGAUCCGGGUGUGGGAUAUGAAGACUGGCCAGGGAGUGGGUACCCCUCUCCAAGGCCACACCGACUAUGUUAUGUCUGUUGCAAUCUCACUGGAUGGGAAAUGCAUCGCGUCUGGUUCAUGA
Molecule: messenger RNA, 3300 nt
Organism: Suillus plorans
Lineage: Eukaryota; Fungi; Basidiomycota; Agaricomycetes; Boletales; Suillaceae
Exons: 9
Coding region: 1-3300 (1099 amino acids)
Molecular function (GO): protein binding
Source: RefSeq, a predicted model, not a curated record